Melanotaenia boesemani (Boeseman's rainbowfish) is the source of this 927-nucleotide messenger RNA. RefSeq lists its product as uncharacterized. The record is from RefSeq and is a predicted model, not a curated record. The transcript is spliced from 2 exons. NCBI's taxonomy places the organism in Eukaryota, Metazoa, Chordata, Actinopteri, Atheriniformes, Melanotaeniidae. The coding region runs from base 1 to 858 and encodes 285 amino acids.
AUGAGCUCCACACCGUCCCAGGAGGAACCCUGGUCUGUCGUCGGUCCUCGACGGGGGAGAGGGGGGCGUCGCUCCGGCGCACCUCCGCCCGACCACAUACAUCUUCAGAACAGGUUUGACCUCUUCAGCCUCGAGGAAUUUCCUCCCUUGGGCGACGGAACCCGGCCCAUUCGGUCCCCGCGCCGGGCGCCGCGGGCCUCCCCUCCCGCUGUACACGAGCGCCCCGCCGGUCGCAAGAUUCGCCGCUCCAUGCCUAUCUUCACACCAGCUCCGCAGAAAACUUUCACCCGCCGUCCACUCCACCAGUCUCCAGCACCUCCAACACCCCAGCUACUACAUCCCUCCCAGGGACAUCACCCAGACGCACUCAUUGUAGGAACCUCCAUCAUCAGACAUGUCCGUGUAAACAGGUGUAACACAUUCUGCUACCCAGGUGCUCUCGUCAAUGACAUCUCACACUCCGCCCACGAACUUUCACAACAGAAUCCAUCAGUUUCCACCAUCAUCAUCCAUGCAGGCAUCAACGAUCUCAAACUACAGCAGUCAGAGACUCUAAAAAUGGACUUCAUCUCACUCAUCCAAACCAUCAUACACUUAAAGAAACACUGCAUCAUCUCUGGUCCACUUCCAUCACCCCGGUUUGGAGACGUCAAAUUUAGCCGUGUACAACAACUCCACAUCUGGCUUAAAGGUUACUGCACCACACACAAUAUUCCAUUUGUAGACAAUUUCACAACUUUUUACAAUAGACCAUAUCUUUUCAAACGUGACGGCAUUCAUCCAAACCACACAGGUUCCAGACUCCUAUCCACAAACAUAAAUCUGACUGUACAUUCCCAUAAACCAUUCACAGAUUGACAAUAUACCAACCCCACAUCCACCAGCACCCCCAUCCACACACCAGGUCCACAAUCAGACAUCUCCGCC